Molecule: messenger RNA, 1115 nt
Organism: Monomorium pharaonis (pharaoh ant)
Lineage: Eukaryota; Metazoa; Arthropoda; Insecta; Hymenoptera; Formicidae
Product: short-chain dehydrogenase/reductase family 16C member 6
Exons: 8
Coding region: 107-1021 (304 amino acids)
Cellular component (GO): lipid droplet
Molecular function (GO): oxidoreductase activity, acting on the CH-OH group of donors, NAD or NADP as acceptor
Source: RefSeq, a predicted model, not a curated record
ACUCACGUUGUUGAUCCCAAAGACCAAAGAGUUUGUUUUUCUUAAAUCGUUUUCAAUCGUUCUACUUACUGAAUACACGUUUUAAUUAUAGCACUAGCAGACAAUCAUGAUAAAAACAUACAAUAUUUUGUAUCUUCUAGCAGAGAUAUUAUUACUCAUUUUGAAAAUUGUGUAUUACAUUUGCGAGGAUAUAUACAAAUUGAUUGUUCCAACAAAAAUGAAAAGUGUAGUUGGUGAAAUUGUUUUAAUAACAGGUGCAGGUCAUGGUAUCGGAAAAGAAUUAGCGAUUGGUUAUGCUUUAUUAGGAGCAACAGUAGUAUGUUGGGAUAUCAAUGAAGUAACCAAUAAUCAGACCAUGGACGAUAUUAAAAGAAUGGGAAGAAAUUCUGUAUAUGCAUAUAAAUGUAAUGUAACAGAUAGAGAAGAAGUUUUUAGAAUAGCCGAGAAAGUAAAAAAAGAAGUAGGUGAUGUUACCAUCUUGGUCAACAAUGCUGGCAUAGUGUUUGUUAAAUCAUUCUUGAAUCAGAGCGUCGAUGAAAUUGCACGAGUCAUAGAUGUCAAUGUAACAGCGCAUUAUUGGACGUUGAAAGCAUUUUUACCAAGUAUGAUCAAAAAGAAUCACGGCCAUAUUGUGGCACUUUCAUCAAUGGUAGGACUUUUGUGCGGUCCUUAUAGUACAGUUUACAGUCCUUCAAAGUUUGCAGUCAAAGCAAUUAUGGAAGCUAUAUCUGAAGAAUUACGUAUACUCAGUAAUGGAAAGUCCUCUGUUAAAUUCACUACUGUUUAUCCGAACUUCGUGGAUACCGGACUGGCUAAACCAAAAAUUAGAUUUUCAUUAAUGAAGCCACUUUUACCUCAAAAAGCAGCAGCUUUAAUAAUUGAUGCCCAAAGACGAAAUCAUGAAAACAAAAGCAUACCUUCGUAUAUUUUACCCGUUUCUAAAAUCUUAAGACAUUUACCUGACAAAGCAUUAAAGUGCGUAUUGGACUUUAUCGAUGUAAGUGCUUAUCCAGAACAUUAAAAAAUAUUUACAAAGUUUAUAAAUUAUAUAAUAACAUUUAUUAUUGCAAUAAAAAAUCCAUCAUUAUGCAUUACAUAAGUGCACAAAAACUGAA